AUGGCAACCAACCAAGCAUUUGGUUGCCAAUUAGGAUGGUCUAAGGUAGACCUUGGUUUCGGUUGUAGUUUACGGAGAAAUUGUUGUGUAACAGCAGCAAUUCAAAGCUCAGAAAUGUUAUGGUUUCAUAAAUCGGAGCUCCAUCACAAAAAAGACAUCUCUGGUUCUCGUAAAGACUUGACAAUGAUUGGACAAGCUUAUCAGAAGACAUUAAUGUUGCUAGAAUGUUCUAUGUUUGCUCCUCUUGGUGGAUUAGCCUACAUCUUAAGCAGCUCCCUUGCUAUUGAGAUCUCUCGAUAUGGUGAAAUAACAGGACCUCAUCAUUUUAAGCCUAUAGGCUUUUGCGAGGUAGAGCUACCGACAGGGUUCUUUUUGGUAACCUUCGCGUGGUUGAUUCCAUUUUGCAAUAGAAUGAGAUGGAGAUAAAUGAAGCGAGAUAGAAUGCAAAACCCAAAUCUCUUGCAUCAAUAUAACACAAAUACACACAUAAUGACAAGUGGUAUAAGUUCCAUUGGUCGUACUUUAGAUUUUUUUUCAU
Lactuca saligna is the source of this 538-nucleotide messenger RNA. The record is from the annotation of a GenBank genome assembly. Lineage: Eukaryota; Viridiplantae; Streptophyta; Magnoliopsida; Asterales; Asteraceae.